This is a messenger RNA of Colletotrichum spaethianum, 180 nucleotides long. RefSeq lists its product as uncharacterized. The transcript has a single exon. Bases 1 to 180 code for a protein of 59 amino acids. Lineage: Eukaryota; Fungi; Ascomycota; Sordariomycetes; Glomerellales; Glomerellaceae. The record is from RefSeq and is a predicted model, not a curated record.
AUGGAACCCUUGGCUGCGUCGAACUCAGCCCGUGACGGCACGGCGACGCUUGAUCUGGUAAAAGAUGGACCUGAUUUGCUCUCCGCGGGGGACGAGGACAUGGGCAGGCAUAAUCAGCUGCGCGUCGGCGGCAACUGCGAUGAAGUGCGGUGCAUGAUUGUGGAUAUUCCCCGGCCAUGA